Molecule: messenger RNA, 5561 nt
Organism: Sander lucioperca (pikeperch)
Lineage: Eukaryota; Metazoa; Chordata; Actinopteri; Perciformes; Percidae
Gene: sytl2b
Product: synaptotagmin-like 2b
Exons: 19
Coding region: 322-5385 (1687 amino acids)
Biological process (GO): intracellular protein transport; exocytosis
Cellular component (GO): exocytic vesicle; plasma membrane
Molecular function (GO): neurexin family protein binding; small GTPase binding
Source: RefSeq, a predicted model, not a curated record
CCUACACACACACACACACACACACACACACACACACACACACAGAGAGAGUGAGAGUCCGCCCCCUCUCCUCAGCUCCUGUCCGGGGAGCCCAGCACAUCCAGCAGCAUCAGACCUGUGGAGGAGCCAAACACUUCUACUCCUACUUCAGCUGUUUUCUGUUGUAACCAACACAUCAGGAUGGGAGUUAGAGGAGCGGUUUGCAACAAGCCUGCAGGCGUCCUGUAAGUGACGGACCCAGCUGGUGGUUGCUCCCUGCUUGCUGAGCGUUUCCACACACACCUGCUCGCUGAGAGAAGCAGGAGGGGGGGGAGAGGAACCAUGAUUGACCUGAGCCACCUGACGGAGGAGGAGCAGGGGGCGAUAAUGACGGUGCUGAGGAGGGACGCCGAGCUGAAGAAAGCCGAGGAGGAGAGAAUCAGGAAACUGGAGAAGAUUCUGGACAGCGGAUCGCAGCCAGACACCGAGCGGAAGUACCGGACUGGAGAGUGGUUUUACGAGGCCAAGUCUCGCAGACACAUGGACAAGAUUCACGGCUCUGAGAUCAUCCUGGCCUCCAUGAAAAAGAGGAAAGCUGGUUUAGAUGGUUCCCUCAGAAUUGAAAGAUCCAAGACACCCAGCAGUCGAGGUUCAGACAUCGUCGCUCCACCAAAACCUGCCAGAUUUUUGGAACCACUACAACAGCAGGACAUCAACGAUGCAGAAAAAGAGAAUCUAAAUUCAGCAGUCCGCUCUCCAAGAACGCCGAGGCACAACCCUUUCAACCGCCCUUCCCUUAUUGUUGUUGAGCCACCUGGAAAUAAUGAUGACAUGUCAACCAGUCGGGACCAGGUGUCAUCUGAGACAGAGCCCAUAUCUCCACUGAAGAGCCAGCCAGCAGAGGCCAGUCAGACGUCAGGGAGCUCCCUCACAUCAGAGUGCUCCUCUGUAGGUUUCAGGCCAGUGCCAAAGAAGAGGACAUUUCUAUCCAGACGUACCUCCAGUCAGUCAGAAAGCAACAGCCUGGUAUUAGACGCUCAGGGAGGGUCAGCGGGGAUUGUUCCCGCCCCGAGACGGAGCCUCCAGCGAGGGUCCAGUGACAGCUCUAACCAGUCCUACCUGAAGGGCCAAGAUGAAAUACCUCAGAAAAGUGUUGUUCCUAAUCAAGUAUCUCAGUCUGCUCAGCCAUUCAAACCUCUAGAUAAAAACUCUCAGCAUACACUAUACGAUUUAUCUCAGGUUUCGUCUAAUUCCAGUCUGGAGAGAGAAAAAACCCCACCUUCUAUAACAAGAGACAGGUCAGUGGACGCUUCCUCCCGCAACUCUGACCCCAACGUUUUAAUUCAACUCUCUAAUCCUUCCACUGCACCUCACAACCUGCAUCAUUUCAGACCAGCCGCAUUUAGCAGGAGUGAUGCGUCCACUGGCACAGAGAUCCCAAAGAAGGGCGAUACACGAGAUGAUCAGACACAAAGAGAACAUGCGGCGGUGAACACUGUCGCCCUGCACACCGGCAGCAUUCAGGAUCCAGACAGAGAAAACAACAGCAGUGUGGGAACAGCAAUGAGGCAGGAAGAGCUGAGUCUGCCCCAAAGCAUUGUGGAUCCACAUCCUCCAGAAUCUUAUGAUCUCAUCUUCAUUGAUAAGUCUGAUAAGCAAACGCAGAAGAAAUCCAAUCAGAAACACGCGUUUCAAUUAUCCACUCAGACCACCAGUCCCACUGGUGAUGAGGAGGACUCCAUCGCGAAGGUGCUGGACUGGUUCUGCCGCAGCACAGACAGCAUUGAUUCGCUAAAGACAGACGACGGUCCUAGGGCGACAAAGAGCUCCGACAAACAUGUCGAAAUCAGCAAAAUAAGAGGUGAAGAUUCAUUACGAAAAGAUGCUGGGGAUAUUAUAAGUGAUUGGAAAAAUGAAACCCUUGAGAUGAGGAGGAAUAACUUACAAAGACAAACCAAUGAGGCUAAAGAGUUAAGAACAACAGGCAGAGAAACACAAGAAGAGGUAAAGGAUACCAGAGAAAGAAUGCUGUCACAGGAAGUUAAAGAUAAUAAUGAUGAAAGCCAACCGCCCCAAAUCAGUCAUCUGAAGUCAUUCUGGGAGAAAAGCAACCCGGGACCUAAAAUACUUAUCAGCAAAUCAAUCACACCCAGCCACAACAAACAAAAACCUGUUCACCUCUCAGUGGAGAAAGACGAGGAACAAGUAAACAAACCCCACAGAGCACCUGAUAUGCCCUCUGUGACCGGAGUGUACAACAGGGAGGAGAUUUAUGAUAAGCCUGCUUCAAAUCAUCAGGAAAAGAGAGAAAAACAGAAAGAUACUGGAGACAAUGUUCAAUCAAAUAAUAAACAGGAGGUAGACAGUCUGGGGAUGAAUACUUUAACUCAAAGGAACAAUAAUGACCCAACAUACAACUUAGAUUAUUUAAAGUUAGUAGCCAGUCUCCAAGUAUCUGACAGAAGAGGUUCAGAGACUGAGAUUUUAAGUGUAACCAGACUUAGUCCACAGCCCAGGACACCCAUCCAGUCCAGUCCACAACCUGACAGUAUCUCCCAAUCCAGAGAAACCUCACUGCAAAACGAACUGUCCAAGACUAUUCCUGUGUCUCAGCUGGAUACAGAUCCAGACUCUGAGAAGCUCCACAUGUCCAGAAACCACCCAUAUACGGACUACAAGCAAGGCACCAAUGAUAUACAAAUCACCCCUAAAACACAAAUGCGUAGAGGUUCAAGUGAAGAGGUAAAGAGAAUGGACAGUGAAGAUAAAAGCGUGCAAUCAAGCAUGUCUCCCAAACGGAAAGAGGAUACAUUUAAUAAAGACAGAAUGACUCACUCAAACAGACAAGGUUUGCCACAUCAAGAAAGCAUUGCAGAGAAGAUAAAGCAGCUCAAAUCUUUUUGGGAGAAUGAGAGAGACAAGUCCCCGUUUUACACCGGCAAACCUAAAGCUCUCGGGGAAGGUAAAGUCGCUCGUGGUGCAAAUCAAGCAAAACUGAAUAAAAGAUAUACAAAGUCCGAGUACGACCUGACGUCAAUUGGAAAUGAUUCAAGCAGCGAUGAGGAAGAUUCUGAUAGAAAUCGUCACAAUUUCACUGUUCUUCCUUUGAAUCAGAGACUAGACAAGUUGUCCCCUAGCCUGAGCACGAGCCGCACACAAUUUAACACUCUGCGUGAGUUCUGGGGCGAGGCCACGUCAGAUGCCAAGGGAUCAUUUUCCUUCGACAAACCCAAAAGCCCCAAAAGGAAAGAGCCCAUUAGUGCCCAGCUUUCAUCUCAGGAGUUAAAGUGCGCCGACCCUGAGGUUUACUGCGUAUCAGAGAAAACAAGACCAGCCGUCAUGAAAUCAUCUCCACCUCCUCAGAAUCGAUCGAAGUCGCCUCAUGAUAGACAGACGGGGUCGAGGGCAGCGAAUGAGGGCAAAAACAGCCAGUUUAAUUAUACGACAGCUGAGUCCAAAAGGAGCUCAAAAGACUCUAGCAGAGAGGAGAAAUCCACCAAACCCCCAAGCAGUUCAGGAAAAGAGCCUCGUUCUCCAAAGAGCAGAAAAGACAGCUUUAGCAAUUCAAGCAGUCGUGGAAAUUCCAUGCGCCGCGCCACCAGCAUGUUCGCCCUGAGCGUUCCCGAUGAAAAAGAGCUUAAAAUGGACGUAAGCCCCGUCCACUCCCAGAGCAGGAAGCAGAGGCAGAACAUGGAAAAAGGCGCCUUGCUGAGGAGAUCGUCGGAGGAAACGGAGACUCUGACUCCUCGUGCGCGGGCGUGUGUUCCCAGAGACUACCGCCAUUACCUGGGAAUGACCGAUGAGACCAGCGUCCACACCUCCCUCGCCCCGCUGGUGAAGGACCAGGGGUCCGAGGGGAAGUCUGCCUAUGAGUUUGACCUGGAUGGGCCGAUGAGGGCCAGCACUCCGGUGAUCUCAGAGGAGCGUUACGGCAGGAGGGGCAGCAAGGCGAGUCAGCGCCCUCUGUGGCCAAACUACAGCAGUUCAGACGCAGGUCAGGAGUCAUCGGUGAGCAGCACGUCAGAAACCUGGUCCAGGAACGGUUCAAACCGUGAGAAUGACGGUGACGGCCCAAGUCUUGUAAGGAAAGCGCUGAGGCGAGCAGAAGCACGGCCUAAAAAUCUGGCUAAAAGUAUGGAGGACAUCACAGCAUCCUUAUCACCACGACAAGAAAGAAGGCAAGACCCAACUGCUGACAUGAGACGCAUUAGUGAUGUUUCAUCCAUCCCGUCGCCCUCCUCCUCCUUAUUUUCGGAUCCGGAGCACCUGAAGAAGAUGAGCAAAUCGGUCCCUUCGUUCUUACAGAAGGAGGACGUUGGCAGAGACACUGACUCCGCCUGCGAGGACAGUGACCCCCCAGGAAGACUAAUGACGAGCAGCUCUUUGAAUAAUCUCACCGGCUCCUCUGGCAUGGCGUCUUUGUCUUCUCUGAGUGGAAGUGUGAUGACCAUGUACAGCGGGGACUUUGGGAAUGUGGAGGUUCAGGGAAACAUCAAGUUCUCCAUCAACUACAUCCAGAAGCUCAGAGAGUUUCACAUCUUUGUGGUUGAGUGCCAAGACCUGGCUGCCGUCGACCCAAAGAGGGGCCGCUCAGAUCCGUAUGUCAAAAGCUACCUGGUUCCUGAUAAAGCUAAUCUGGGAAAGAGGAAAACAUCUGUAAAAAAGAAGACACUAAAUCCAACUUUCAACGAGAUCCUCAGAUAUCGAGUUCGCAUGGAGUACCUCCGAACCCAGACGCUCAUUCUCUCCGUUUGGCAUCACGACACCUUUGGCAGGAACAGUUUCCUGGGCGAGGUAGACGUGGACCUCUCCAGGUGGGACUUUGACCACACCCAGAUGAACUACUUAGCACUGAAAGCAAGGGCUGCACCCACUCUGGCGCCAUCACAUGGUCGAGGAGAGCUGAGACUAGCCAUACGUUUCCUGCCACAGAUCAUCCACAGCGAAGGAUUAGUUAAGGAGGGUCCAAACACCGGAGAGAUUCACAUUUGGGUGAAAGAAUGUAAAAACCUGCCUCUAAUCAGGGCCACCAUCGACCCAUAUGUCAAGUGCUUUGUGCUGCCGGACACGAGCAGGAAGAGUCGCCAGAAGACCCGUGUGCUGCGGAGGACAGUAGACCCGGUGUUUAACCACACGAUGGUGUACGACGGCAUCAAGCAGGCUGACCUAUCGGAAGCCUGCGUGGAGCUCACUGUGUGGGACCGAGACAGGCUAGCCAGCAACCUGCUGGGGGGCCUGAGGCUUGGAGCUGGAACAGGCAGAAGUUAUGGAGCACUGGUGGACUGGAUGGACUCUAGUCCCUAUGAGGCAGCCCUGUGGGAGCGCAUGAUGGCCACCCCGAAUGAAUGGGUGGAGGACGUACUCCCAUUAAGAGUGAUAAACUCUGCAAAAACUGGUUUCAAAUAAGUCAAAGUAUACCAAACUGCCAUAGUGCAAAGACAGAUAUAUAUUUGAGAGGUGAAAACACAGAGUGGUAGUAACAGUGUUAAAGGUGCCCUGCCACACAAAACCGUUUUUACUUGCAUUUUUUGAAAUAUGUUAGGUCCAUAUGUGUUUGUGUUAUGUCGUGAAUGUGAAAAUGA